Molecule: messenger RNA, 1149 nt
Organism: Staurois parvus
Lineage: Eukaryota; Metazoa; Chordata; Amphibia; Anura; Ranidae
Source: the annotation of a GenBank genome assembly
GUGACAUCUCCCAGUUUAGAUCGACUGUGGUCCUUCGUGUGUGACAUAACAAAGGGACACAAUGUCAGCAGUACAUCGUGGAAUAAAAAAAACCUGGAUCUCCUGGCUGUUGGCUAUGGGCACUUUGGCUUCAAAGAACAAAAAGCUGGAUUGGCGUGUUGCUGGUCACUGAAGAACACAGCAUGGCCAGAGAGGAUAUUCCAUUGUGAAAGUGGGGUCACAGCUUUGGACUUUUCAGCAGCCUCUCCGAAUCUUUUGGCUGUUGGGAUGUAUGAUGGCACAGUAGCAAUUUACAAUGUACAGAACAAAGAUGACGUCCCAGUCCUAGACAGCAGUGACAACCCCAAUAAACAUACGUGUCCGGUGUGGCAGCUAAAGUGGAUCGAACAGGAUCACAACCGCCUGGGGGAGGAUAAUGGAGAGAUCCUGGUGUCUAUAUGUGCAGAUGGCAGGAUAACAAGAUGGCAUAUCCGGAAGGGGCUGGACUGUAGUGAUCUGAUGAGAUUAAAGCGCACAGGAAGCGACCGAUCGAAAAAAUCGGCCGGAGAGAAAGAGAUGAAAGGGGAAGCAUUCAUCUCCCGGCAGGCUCCUGGGAUGUGUUUUGACUUCCUUCCUGCGGACUGUAAUAUUUACCUUGCUGGUACAGAAGAGGGUCACAUACACAAGUGUUCCUGCUCAUACAACGAACAGUUUCUGGAUACCUACAAGGCACAUAAGGGUCCGGUCUAUAAGCUGGCGUGGUCUCCCUUCUGCCCAGACGUGUUCCUCAGUUGCUCAGCAGACUGGAGUAUUCACUUGUGGCGUCAGGACAUCCUGAAACCCAUCUUAACGUUCUCGGCCACUACAAACGCUGUCCAUGACAUCAUGUGGUCUCCCACCUCGCCCCUGGUAUUUGGAGCAGUGACUGAGAAUAGGGUGGAGAUCUGGGAUUUAGGUGUCAGCAUACUAGACCCGAUCAUUGUGAGUUCUGCCAAACCUGGAGUGAGACUCACGACACUGCUCUUCGCUAAGAACACAAACUGCGUCCUGAUAGGAGACAGCGAUGGACAAGUUAGUGUGUACACGCUGAGAAAUGUCUCAAGUUCGGAUGCAUCACAGGUGAACGCUUUAUAUGAUCUCAUCGGAGCAACUCUAGCAAGUCAGCUGUAA